This is a messenger RNA of Erigeron canadensis, 474 nucleotides long. RefSeq lists its product as uncharacterized. Bases 1 to 474 code for a protein of 157 amino acids. The transcript has a single exon. Lineage: Eukaryota; Viridiplantae; Streptophyta; Magnoliopsida; Asterales; Asteraceae. The record is from RefSeq and is a predicted model, not a curated record.
AUGCACAAUGCCACGGUUCAAAUCAAGCGUCGACCCGAUCAAAUCACGGGUAAAUGGCGUCUCAUCAAGGAGCAAGUCGGGAAGUUUAACUCUAUUUACAAUAAGUAUGAUAAUAACCGCAAUAGUGGCGAAAAUGAUGCUCAAGUGAUGGAAAAAGCUAGGCAAGCAUAUACUUUGGAAACAGGUGGAAAGUUUAACAUGUACGAUGCAUGGAAUGUGUUAAAAGAUAAACCGAAGUUUCGAUCUUUUAUCGGUGUCGAUGGCAUGGUGUUAAAAAAGAAACAGAUGUCCCGCAUGAUCGAGUAUAGUGAUGAAGAACAAGCGCCCAUGAACCUCGACGAAGAAGAGCCACUCGACACCGACCUCUUCGGCCCAGAUGCUAUUCCACGCCCCCCCCCAAAGUCGAAAAAGAAAACGCCACGAACAUCGGGAUCCUCGGAUGCGGCCUCAUCUCGUUCAAGUGCAUCCGACUAG